GUGCCGGUGAUUAUUUUAUCGAGCUUCGUUGUUAGAUACGUCCGGCGGAGAGUUUUGACUACAUUUUUCAGCUUUAAAGUCUUGUAAAGCAAGCAAUUGGAGUGCGUGCAAGUCACGUGCGUGUUACGUUUGGAUUCCCUUGUGCUCAGUGUGGUAGCGGCAGUAAAUCCGACGAUAUAGGAAGGGUAACAUAGUCAUUUUAUCCACUUUUUUUUCCUUUUUGUUAACACUUUGGUUUAGUUUGAGGUAUCAUGAGUAAAAUAACAUAACUGCCGCUCUCUCCUUCCUUGAUGCUCUCUCUCUCUCUCACAACAUUGGCUCUGUGUGUUUUUUGAAUUCUCAUUAUCUCAUUAGGGUUUUCCACUUUCUCACGAUCGAUUGAAUUAUAGAUGUUCCGUCAAUCCAUGGCGUUUCCUCCACCGAUCCAUGGCUCUGAUGCGCCGCCACCGCCACAGCCGCCGGUGGUGACCGUCACUGAAACCUCCAGACGGCAGCAGCAACAGAUUGGAGCAGCAGCAGCAGCUUCUUCUUCGCCGGUGAAGUCUCAUCCGCUUCAUAACUUUCCGUUAUCUGAUCUCAGAUGGGCUAUGAAUCACGCCAAUACACAUAGGCUCCGCAAAGCAUCGAGUAGAUCUCCGCUUCGUGAACCUAACCCUGGGAAAGGGAGUUUGGUGACGGAGGAUGUAAACGAAGCUUCGGGUUCUUCGUCUUUCGAAUUGAGACCGGAUAAGAAGAAGAAGAGCGAUUCCGCCGCAGAUCGAUCCGGGACGAAGUCAACGACGCCGGACGGUAGAUCGAAGAUCUUUAUCCGGAUCCGCACCAAGAACAACGAAGAUACAGCUGAUAUCGCCACCACCGCCGUCUCCACUGAUAAUAAUAACCCUCCCGCCGUCCAUGCGGCUGAUGAUUCAGCUGGUCCGGCGAUCGAUGCUGAUGCUGAACGGAUCUCCGAUGGUUGUGGUCAAGAAGCAGACGAGUUUGGUCCCAAGACUUGGAAUCUGAGGCCGAGGAAACCACCGCCGACGAAGAAGCGUUCGAUUGGACACGCCGGUGGGAUAUUGAAGAGCUGUAACGGUUCAUUACCGGAGAAUAAAACUCUUGGAACGGUUAGAACUGAGUCGAUUCGAUCCAGGAACGGCGUAGAUGCUAAGAUGGCGGCGACGACGACGACGGAGAGAAAAGAGAAGAAACCGAGGUUAUCGAUCUCGCUUUCGAAGCUGGAGAUAGAUGAAGAUAUCUACGCGUUGACUGGAUCAAAACCUAGCAGAAGACCAAAGAAGAGAGCCAAGAACGUUCAGAAGCAGCUCGAUGUUCUUUUCCCAGGUUUGUGGAUGGGUAACGUUUCUUCAGACGCUUACAAGGUCUCAGAACAUGCUUGAAAGGACUGAUUGAGGAUGAUGAUGUGAAGUUAAUCUUGUUGAAUUGGCGUCGACGGGAACUAGAUAGGGGGCGUCGGUCGAAGAAGUCUUUAUGCACAGAUUGAGGUAUAAAAAGAACUGGGAAUGAUUCGUUUCUUUGGCUUCAUUGCGCUGGACUUGUGAAUACUCUGUCUCGUGCUUUCAAUUCAACUUCCAACUUCAGCUUCAGCUUCAGAUUCGGUUCUCUGGCGGCAGUAUAAAAUGCGAACCAGACUAGUUUUGAUCCAAGCCGCCUUAUUUGUUGUCACUGAUGUGAGUUCGUUCGUUCUUACGGCCUUUAUUUUUUUCUUCUGUUUAAUUCACUUGUGGACUCUUUUUGUAAUAAGAUUAGUGGGUAGCCUGACCUACUUGUAAAGGUGGAAGUUAAAAUCAGAAUUAUCAACGUAA
Camelina sativa (false flax) is the source of this 1805-nucleotide messenger RNA. NCBI's taxonomy places the organism in Eukaryota, Viridiplantae, Streptophyta, Magnoliopsida, Brassicales, Brassicaceae. The record is from RefSeq and is a predicted model, not a curated record.